AUGAAGCCGGCAAAGCCUGAGUCCACGACAAUGGAUAAAGAAACCUUUGUGCCUCCCACCAUGCGAGCGUUGUACUUUUCUCCACCGCCAGCAUCAGAAGAAACGAAGAGCACCACCGCGACAAUCGCCUUCGAUGCUGACUUCCCGACACCACAGCCAUCAUUUAACCAGUAUCUAGUAAAGGUGCAAGCCGCUUCCUUUUCCCUCGAUGAGCUCCAGGCUGCGAGGACUCUCAACCCGACGCUCUCGAUCCCCCAGAUCCCCGUACAUAGCUUCUGCGGCACGGUGAUCAGCACGCCGGUCGAAGACCACCAGAAUCCGUUCGGACCGAGGUUCAAGAUUGGAGAUUCUGUGAUCGGCUUGAAGAACUAUACCCUCGACGGGGCGGCUGCCGAUUAUGUGCUCACGACGGAAGACGAGUUGGCAUUCAAGCCGAGAAACGUCACGGCGAAAGAAGCGGCGAGCAUCCCUCUCCCCGCACUGACUGCAUGGCACGCUCUCUUCGCUUACGCACGACUGAUGGACACUCUCAUCGGCGGCACUCAGACGAAAAGCGGUCUACGCGUCCUGGUGACGAGCGCGUACGACAGUGACGCUGCGAUCGAUGUGAUUCGGAUUCUACGAGCGCCUCGCCACUUACUCAACCCCGGCAUCGCAGCGGACGACGAGACCCCGGUCUGGAUCUGCGCGGUGUGUUCGUCGACAGACCAGGAGCUGUUCCUAACCGACCAGCUGGGCGUUGACAAGGUGAUGGUCUCCGGGUCGAAUCUGGAAGACUCCUUUCGCGCCCAUGGCUGGGAACCCGUUGAUUUGGUGGUGGAUGCGUCUGGAGCAGGUGAAACGUUCCGCCAGAGCCAUUCGCCACACGUAGUCAAAGACGACGGGAUGGUGCUUAGCACUGUCUCGUCGUCUGUGGAUGCGGUGCGCAAUGACCCACGUAUCCAGGAACAAGUGGCCAAGGGGAAGCUGGGCAGCCACUUUGUCGCGGUGCGGCCGGACGGGCUCGCGCUGCAGCGGAUCGUCGCCCUGGUAGAGACGAAUGCACUUCGUGGCCGAGUGGAUAGAGUCAUGGACAUGGUGGACGCGGGACUACGAGAUAUCCUGGGCGGGAGGAGAGAGACUGGGAAGCAGUGUAAGGGGAAGAUGACGGUCAUCCAUGUGGAUACAUCAGAUUAG
Messenger RNA from Penicilliopsis zonata CBS 506.65, 1176 nucleotides. RefSeq lists its product as hypothetical. The record is from RefSeq and is a predicted model, not a curated record. The coding region runs from base 1 to 1176 and encodes 391 amino acids. The transcript is spliced from 2 exons. NCBI's taxonomy places the organism in Eukaryota, Fungi, Ascomycota, Eurotiomycetes, Eurotiales, Aspergillaceae. Gene Ontology annotation, molecular function: oxidoreductase activity.